Cyprinus carpio (common carp) is the source of this 1628-nucleotide messenger RNA. RefSeq names its product alanine and arginine rich domain containing protein (gene aard). NCBI's taxonomy places the organism in Eukaryota, Metazoa, Chordata, Actinopteri, Cypriniformes, Cyprinidae. The record is from RefSeq and is a predicted model, not a curated record.
ACUGACGGGGAUGGGGUGGAGGGGCCGGAUUGCCAUAGAAACAGUGACAAAACAAGCUGGUCCCAGAGCAAGAGAGACACAAAAACAUGCUUCAAAUCCGGGACGGAAUCUCUGUAUCGAUCACUGCAAUUUAGUUAGAAGAAACUGUGUGCCAAAGGAGGAGGAAGACUUAUGUGAAAGGAUGGAUGCAGCUUCAGUUGGGUAGAAGAAAAGGCAAUAAGACAUACUGGAGCAGUAUAAAAGCACUCAAUUCUUUCAGAGGGACGUUUGGACCAGAACUCAGUUGUGCUGGCGGUUAUUGCUCGACUGGAUAUCACAAUGAACUCCGACACUCAGUAUGAGGACUCAGUGUCCAUCAUGGUUCUGGAGAACAUCAAGAACAAGCUGUUACAUGCUUUCAGAACAUCAGCCGAACCGAGAACCUCUGCUGAGACAGCCAUUCAUCCAAUCGGAAAGAGUUUACAAGUAAACGAAGAGCUUCGGAGAGCCAAAAUAGACGGAGCCAUAACUUGGUUAAGAUCAGAACUGCUGGAGAUGCGCUCUCAGGACCGUCAGCUGGCUCAGACUCUGCUGGGACUCAAUAAGGAGAUUCAGAGGCUCAGACGGGAGAACGGAUCUCUGCUCCUGGACGCUGACAGCACUGAGCACCUGUGACCCCACAGAGCAGAGCAGGGCUUAAUGAGAGAACAAUGCCCUGGUGAGCAGAUGGGUCUAGAGGAGUGUAACACAAAUAACUCUCCUGUCCUGGAGUGCACUUUGCUGGCACUUUGUUUAAAAUGUCUUGUUGGGAAAAAUACUGAAAGCAUGUUCAUGUAUGUGAAAUCUUGACCAAAUAUCAGUCGAACCGGGUGCUGAGAUUUGUACUCAGAACUACAUUUACAUCCCUUUACACCUGGCAUUAACAUACUUUUUGAUCAGAUCACGAUUGGAAAGCACUUGACCACAGGGGUAAAUGCAUCCAAGACACAUUGUAAUCAUAAAACCACAUCAUUCUAGGAUGGAUUCUGACCCCUCAUUAGCAUUGGAAUGACAGUGUAAAUGCAAUGCAGUUAAAAAUAUCCUAUAAUUAAAUGUAUAUAUAUCUAAUAUUCAGAUAGAAAACAUCUUAAUACCAGAUGUAAAGGGAACUAGCCUUAAGAAGGUUAGUUGAGAUUUGAAUGCUUGGCAUAGAUACAAUUUCUAUGAUUAAUUUGUUUAUAGAAGAUGUAGCUCAUAUCUGUUCUUACUACUAAUGAGAUUGUGUGAUCAUCUGCUGUAUGACUGAUAAACCAAGUGUUGAUAUUUGUUCAGCUUUGAACAUGGAAUUAUUAGCAUAGCAUAUGCAAUGGGUACAAAAACAUUUCAUCAUCUGUUUAUUAAAAUGUCUUGAUGAUUUAAACUCCUUAUUGCAUCAUGAAAUGAAUAAUCUCAACAUUGAUCCAGUUUGUAGGUUUUUAUUACCAUACUUGUGAUACUAGUAUGAUACUAAGUAUGAUGUCAAAGCAUGUCAUAGCAUAUCAUUAGUGAUAUUUGUCCCAGAAAAAUUAGAUUAUCAGUGAAAAAAAAAAAAAAAUGUGUUCUUUAUUUUCCAAUGACUCUCAUAAUACAAUUGAAUGAGUUGUUCAUUGUUCAACUUUCAAGACAAUAUU